UAUCAGUACACAAGAUUCAUUUAUUGCCCCAAAACUGAAUCUUUCUUACAGUACAAACUCGAUCUUGGAAAGUCUAAUAGCGAACUUGGUCAACUUGAUGCAGGUUUAACAACGGAAGAAGCCAAGAAAAGGGAGGAAAUGCUCGGUCCAAAUUUUAUCGGUGUUCAUGUUCCAAGUAUACCAAUGGCUGUUAUUCGUGAAUUUGCGUCAUUUUUUUAUGUGUACCAACUCACUUCUCUUUGGCUAUUCUAUUACACCAACUAUUGGAAAGUGGCUGUUGCGCAGACAUGCAUUAUUUUGGUGGCAGCUUUUGUCAAGGUUUUGUUUACGACAAAGUCUGAAAGACGAAUCAAGUCAAUGGCUGAAUUUAGCGAUGAGGUUACAAUCUUACGUAAUGGAUCGUGGGUGUCAAUGACGACUGUGGACUUGGUUGCUGGUGAUGUUUUUGAACUAAAGGAAGGCAAGACCGUACCAUGCGACUGUGUUAUUUUGAGUGGCAAUAUUAUGGUUGACGAAAGCUCUUUGACUGGAGAACCUCUCCCUAUCCGCAAAUUUCCCAUUGAUAAGCAUGACACUACUGUAUAUGAUCGUGUGGGUUCCGGAAAGAUAGCUACGCUGUUUGCUGGUACAACUCUUUCGCAGGUCCAGAGCUCCCACACCAAACAUAUUCCGUCGGCACUCGUAACCCAAACAGGAACAGCAACAGACAAGGGAGAACUCAUAAAGAAGAUCUUGUUCCCGACUAAAAUGUUAUUUAUUUUUGAUGAGCACAUCAAAGUUGUAUUUUUUAUUCUUGUGUGCUGCUGUGUUUUAUCUCUCGUCCUUGCCCUUGUGUUCUUUACGACCGGUAUAGAAGCUUGGUUUUAUAGCUUUGGCACUAUAUCUCAGCUCAUUUCACCUCUGCUUCCAGUCUCAUUGGUCGUUGGCCAAUCAGUUGCUACAGACCGUCUCCGUAAAAAGAAAAUCUAUUGUGUGGAUCUUCCUCGCGUAUUAAUGGCCGGAAAAGUACAGUUGUUCUGCUUUGACAAGACCGGUACAUUAACCAAAGAAGGGCUUACAUUCUAUGGUAUCAAGUCCGUUGAAGUCAACAUGGAAACAGAAAAACCAUCUUUUGGUGAACAUUAUCAAGAAACCAAAGACAUGUCUAUGCAUACACAGUUGGGACUUGCUACUUGUAAUUCAGUCACAAUGCUGAAUGACCGGUUGGUUGGAAAUCCGGUUGAUAUCGAAAUGUUUAGAUUUUCUCAGUGGACAAUGUCUCCCAAAAGCGGCUCUGGUAAUAUCUAUCUCGAAACUCUGGUUCCACCAAUGGAUGUCCCUGGGUCAGUCAGUACCUCUGUACAUGUUAUCAAGAGAUUCGAAUUUGUUCAUGCCCGAAUGUUCAUGUCCGUGGCCAUAUUAGAUCCUCAGGCAAACAAAGUCCAUGUUUUUACAAAAGGUGCAUACGAAAAAAUCAAAGAAUUAUGUGAUUCAGAAUCUAUCCCAGCCGAUUACGACCUCGUCACUUCUGACUUUGCACACUAUGGAUGCUAUGUUCUCGCUCUUGCUCAUCGAGAAAUUGAUUUGGAUGCUAUUGGAGGGUUGAAUGAAUUUCUUCAGUGGGACAGGAGUCAGAUAGAGGAAUCAAUUAAGUUGAUAUCUCUCGUCUUGUUCAAGAACCAGCUCAAGGAAGACACUUCUGAGAAUAUAAGAGAGCUCAAGCACGGUGGUAUGCGUACAGUUAUGAUUACAGGCGAUACGGCCCUCACGGGGGUUUACAUUGCGCGUCAGUGUGGGAUGAGUAAUCCUGGAACACGAGUUAUCUUGGGUGACAUGAGUUUGAGCACUGGAAGAGUAGUUUGGACCGAUGUUGAUGAACCCGAGAAAUUCGGCAAUGUCAACGUAGACAGUGCUUUACUUAACAAAGAACACACACCAGUUGAUCUUGCGGUAACCGGAAGAGCAUUUAACUGGCUUGAUGAGCAAGGCACUCUACGCAAUUAUUUAUUGGAUAUUCGUGUAUUUGCGCGCAUGGUUCCAAAUGACAAGGUUAGGUGUGUUCAAAUGCACAUGGAACAUGGUAUAACGGCAAUGGCUGGAGAUGGUGGAAACGACUGCGGCGCACUGAGGGCAGCUCACGUUGGUAUUGCAAUGUCCGAUGCAGAGGCUUCUAUUGUUUCGCCAUUUAGCACAAGUGAUCGAAGUGUGAGAUCGUGUGUCGAGCUAAUACGCCAAGGAAGAUCCGCUUUAGCAACUUCAAUUUCAGGCUAUAAAUUCCUAAUUAUAUAUGGGCAGAUUAUAAUGACAAUCAACAUAAUUAGCUACUAUUUCUCGGUUGCCUUGUCACAGUAUGUUUGGAUGGGUAUAGAUCUAGUGAUUGUUAUACCUAUGACAUGGACACUCUCUCAAUCCAAGGCAGCUACUAAUUUAUCAGACCAAAGGCCGACAGCAAAGCUUUUUGGAUACCAGACUCUUGCCUCUUGUAUUGGACUGAUAGCUCUCAACUGGCUAUUUCUCAUUGCUGCCUUAAUUAUGCUGUACAAACAAGAUUGGUUCCGCUGUCAUGAAUUUGAUAGUGCAGCGGUUGAUUUGUUGAAGUGGUGGUUAUUGUCAGAUAAUUAUGAAGCAGAAAUCACAAGUUUCGUUACAAUGUUCCAGUUUGUCAACAAUGGAGCCGUGCUCAAUUUCGGAUACAAAUAUCGCCAGAGCUUGUGGAGAAAUUAUUUGCUUGUU
This is a messenger RNA of Phycomyces blakesleeanus NRRL 1555(-), 2712 nucleotides long. RefSeq lists its product as hypothetical. Gene Ontology annotation, molecular function: ATP binding; ATP hydrolysis activity; P-type transmembrane transporter activity. The transcript is spliced from 3 exons. NCBI's taxonomy places the organism in Eukaryota, Fungi, Mucoromycota, Mucoromycetes, Mucorales, Phycomycetaceae. Gene Ontology annotation, cellular component: membrane. The record is from RefSeq and is a predicted model, not a curated record. The annotation marks the transcript as partial.